Molecule: messenger RNA, 1046 nt
Organism: Lethenteron reissneri (Far Eastern brook lamprey)
Lineage: Eukaryota; Metazoa; Chordata; Hyperoartia; Petromyzontiformes; Petromyzontidae
Product: NK1 transcription factor-related protein 1-like
Biological process (GO): cell differentiation; regulation of transcription by RNA polymerase II
Cellular component (GO): nucleus
Molecular function (GO): RNA polymerase II cis-regulatory region sequence-specific DNA binding; DNA-binding transcription factor activity, RNA polymerase II-specific
Source: RefSeq, a predicted model, not a curated record
CGAGGAUCUGUCUGCUACCAUGACGAAGAGCAUGUUCUCCUCGGUGGAGUGGCUGGCGGGCAUCAGCUGUGGAGAGGUGGAGCGGGGAGCGGUGGAGACGACGGCGGUGGCUGGGGAGCUGUCGCCAUCCGCUUCCUUCUUGUCAUCACCAUCACCGUCGUCGUCUUACUAUUCCUUAUCAUCAUCUUCGUCGUCGCCGUCAUCAUUCUUCAUCUCGUCGCAGUCAUCGUUGGACGAACAGCGACGCGCAGGAUCGACCUCGCCUGACUGUCGUCCCAACUCGUGCCCCAGCAGCCCAGCAGGUUCCCAGCACUCGAGCAGAAGCAGUAGCCCCGCGCCCUGCAGUAGCAGCAGCAACAGCAGCGGCAGUAGCCCCGCAGCAGCAGCAGCUACAAGCGGUGGCGUCACGGAGGAUGAGGAGGCGGAGGAGGAGGGAGACGCGCCGCGCCACGGACCGCGCCGCGCCGCCGGCUUCUGCCGUCGCGCGCGCACCGCGUUCAGCAGCGCGCAGCUCGCGGAGCUCGAGAGCAGCUUCCGCCGCAGGAGAUACCUGAGCGUGGCGGAGCGCGGGGAGCUGGGCCGCCAGCUCGGCAUGAGCGACCUGCAGGUGAAGACCUGGUUCCAGAACCGGCGCAUGAAGCAGAAGCGCGAGGAGUUGGGGGCGCGGGGUGGGGGCGCGUUCCCCCACGCCCCCCCGCUGUUCCCCCUCGCCCCGCCCCUCGCCUCGUGGUUGACGCCGCUGGGGGCUCUGGCCCCGCCCCUCUCCGCACCCCCCGCGUUCUCGGCCCCGCCCUGCUGCCCGUACCUGCUCCUCUACUAGGAGCCCGGACUCGGACCAAAGUGCCGGGGUCAAAAGGGCAGCAAUGGGAGCAGAACCCAAGAUCGGACAGUGCUGCUGCUGCUGCUGCCGCUGCUGCCGCUGCCGCCUGUCUGAGAUCGGAGUAGAUUGAUGUAGACCAAGGGUCGGCAACCAACAUAACAAGAAGAGCCAUUUAUAUUGAAUUCGGUAAAAAAGAAACUAUAUUUCAAAGGCCGCAAUGCACGUG